AUGUCCAGCCCGCCGUCCCGUCUCAAGAACAUCUUGGGUCACCUUGGUCUCUCCUCACCUGCUCCAAAGCCCGAAGAGCCCAAGGCAGCCUUUCACAUCCAUCAACUUUCCCCAACCUAUUUUCUGGAGCGUGCUGCCGCCAUUGAACCCGACGCGGAGGCGAUUGUCCAUAUCACUGCCAACAAUAAGCUUUUGCGCCGCACCUACCGCGACUUUGCUGAGCGAGCAACCGGGCUUGCAUACUAUCUGAAGAAGCAUGGCUUCCAGCGCGUUGGUAUCCUGGCGCCGAACACGCCGGCUUUUCUAGAGAGCAUCUUCGGCAUUGCCCUGGCUGGUGGGGUCAACGUCGCUGUGAACUACAGAUUGAAGUCAGACGAUAUCACGUACAUCUUCGAUUAUGCCGAGGUUGACUCAAUCAUCGUGGAUCAAGAAUUCCUCCAUCUUCUUGACGAGUUCAAACAAAGUCACCCGUCCGUCCCAUUCAUUAUCGACACCGACACCGAUGCCAUCGAGGGGGAAUUGAGUGGCCCCUUUGACGAGGCCAUCUUGGAGGGCCUGCAAUUUGACCAGAGACAGGGCAAUAAGAGGUUCGACGGCCUUCAAUCUCACUGCGGCAACGAUGACGACAUGCUCGCCAUUCCAUUCACUUCAGGAACAACUUCUCGUCCAAAGGUGUGA
Molecule: messenger RNA, 678 nt
Organism: Colletotrichum chrysophilum
Lineage: Eukaryota; Fungi; Ascomycota; Sordariomycetes; Glomerellales; Glomerellaceae
Exons: 2
Coding region: 1-678 (225 amino acids)
Source: RefSeq, a predicted model, not a curated record